UCAUCAGAAAAGGAGAAAUGGUGAGAAUUAACUUUGUAAGAAGGGUAAUUUUUCCUAAUAAUUUUCAGUUCAUUCCCUUUGCUUUUGUCCUGUAUAGCAAGGCUAUUUCCAUGCCAGAUUCCCCAUUGAAUGAGAACCCUGAGCUUGUGGAAGUGCCUGAAGGAUGCCCUGUUCCUCUGCAGGACACUCAGCCUGAAACAGGAGCCUGAGCCCUCUCUGGGGAAGCCUCCUCCGAGCUGGAAUUUGUGCCGUGCUGGGAGAGGAGGAGCAGGGGAGAAGGCUGGGCGCUGUGUGGCAGGAGCAGGAGGUUUGGGCCGCAGGACAUUCCGCCUGGGCUGCUGCCCCGCAAUGGGCGGCCGUGCCCGGGGCUCUGGGCCCGGCCCCGCGUGCGCUGAGCUCCCGACACUGCGGGAGCUGCCCGGGCUGGGCUCAGGAUCCUGCUGGGGCUGGGCAGCAGGCUGGGCUCCCACUGGGACCAGCAGCAGCUGGAAACACCUCUGGGCAUCUCCAUUUUCUGCUGCUGCUCAGAAGGAACAAUGAAGCGAGGAGAAAAGUUCUGAUAUCUCUUUGUCCUGGUGGAUUUUUUCAUUGCAUUUGACACUCCAGAGGCAAUUUCUGUGAUUCUAUUUCAGCAGCUCCAGUAACAGGGCUGUGUUUGAGCACUUUAAAAGUGGCCUGUGUGUCUUUAGUUCUCCUCAAUUUUGUGCUCAGGGACUUGUGAACAUUUCAAAUCUGCUACUCAUGAUGCCUGCAACAUAUAGCCUGAGUUCCCUGUCACAAAAGCACCCUGGGUAGCACUGAUUGAAAAAGACAAUUUCAGCUUUACAGAUAAAAUUCAAUUGGCAAGCAGAAGAAGGAGAGCAGCCAAGAUCUACAAUUACCAAGGCAAAGGCAACAAAAAGGCAAGAAAAGCCUUCUGCUGUCACCUCAGGAGGGAGAUACUGGCAACCAGGAAAAGCUUCAAAAAGACAUUUCUGCUGAGAAGCUGCUCCUCUCCCAGCCCAGCAGGGCUGAGGGCACUGCCUGCAGGCACUGAGGGGACAGGAGCCAGGCACAGACAGGCUAAAGGCAAUCAGGACUGGCAAGACAUUGAGCUGAGACUUCACUUGGGGAAACAUCUUCACAGCCCUGGACAUGUGCAUGAUGCCCAGAGACAGCAAAUGUCCAACAGCAGCUCCAUCAGCCACUUCCUCCUGCUGCCUUUGGCAGACACGCGGCAGCUGCAGCUCCUGCACUUCUGCCUCUUCCUGGGCAUCUCCCUGGCUGCCCUUCUGGGCAACGGCCUCAUCAUCAGCGCCGUAGCCUGCGGCCACCACCUGCACACCCCCAUGUUCUUCUUCCUGCUCAACCUGGCCCUCACUGACCUGGGCUGCAUCUACACCACUGUGCCCAAAGCCAUGCACAAUUCAAUCUGGGACAACAGGAACAUCUCCUACUCAGGAUGUGCUGCACAAGUUUUCUUCUUAUUUUUUUUUAUGUCAGCAGAGUUUUUCCUCCUGACUGUAAUGUGCUACGACCGCUACGUGUCCAUCUGCAAACCCCUGCACUACGGGACCCUCCUGGGCAGCAGAGCUUGUGCCCACAUGGCAGCAGCUGCCUGGGCCAGUGCCUUUCUCAAUGCUCUGCUGCACACCGUCAGUACAUUUUCCCUGCCCCUGUGCAAGGGCAAUGCCCUGAACCAGUUCUUCUGUGAAAUCCCUCAUAUCCUCAAGCUCUCCUGCUCCAAAUCCUUUAUCAGGGAACUUCAGCUUCUUGCUGUUAGUGCCUGUUUAGGACUUGGCUGUUUUGUGUUCAUUAUUUUCUCCUAUGUGCAGAUCUUCAGGGCUGUGCUGAGGAUCCCCUCUGAGCAGGGACGGCACAAAGCCUUUUCCACCUGCCUCCCUCACCUGGCUGUGGUCUCCCUGUUUCUCAGCACUGUCCUUUUAGCAUACCUGAGGCCUCCCUCGACCUCUUCCCCAUCCCUGGACCUCGCACUGUCAGUUCUGUAUUCGGUGGUGCCUCCAGCCCUGAACCCCUUCAUCUACAGCCUGAGGAACCAGGAACUCAAGGCUGCAGUGUGGAGACUGAUGACUAGAUAG
Oenanthe melanoleuca is the source of this 2078-nucleotide messenger RNA. RefSeq names its product olfactory receptor 14C36-like. Gene Ontology annotation, molecular function: G protein-coupled receptor activity; olfactory receptor activity. The coding region runs from base 1161 to 2078 and encodes 305 amino acids. The record is from RefSeq and is a predicted model, not a curated record. Gene Ontology annotation, biological process: G protein-coupled receptor signaling pathway. NCBI's taxonomy places the organism in Eukaryota, Metazoa, Chordata, Aves, Passeriformes, Muscicapidae. Gene Ontology annotation, cellular component: membrane. The transcript is spliced from 3 exons.